AGAGCUCAGAUUAGUUUAAUCUGAUCGCAAGCGAUCGCUUUCCAAAUCAUGUACUAAGUUGUAUCGUUCUCCUCGGCCGCUACUGCAGCCUGCCUGCCUAGCUGUGCAUAUUUUGCCUGCCUAUCUAUCCGCCAUUAUCGCAUCCAUUUCUUAAUUCCUCUUCGAGCUAACUAAUCAUCGGCUUGCUCUGCGUACCAUUAAUGUACUUGAGGAAUGCGUUGCGAUUGUGUGUACUUGUAGUAUCGCACAGACAGGAGGGCUAGGAGCUGGAGCUCUCGUUGCCUUGUGAGGUUGUUGUAAAGCUGCAGAGAUGAAGGUGCCUGUGAGGAGAGGAAGCUUCAAGAAGAGCAGGGGACCACCUUCAUGCGGCCUCCCCCUGCUGCUGCUCAUUGCGGCUGUUCAGUUCUUUGUGAUUGGCAAGCCUUUUCCAUCACUCUUGAUGGAUAGCAGGAAUUUCUUCAAUCUAGCAGAGGAGGAGUUCAUCCCGGAGCCACGCGUGAGCUGCGAGUUCAACGACACGAGGUCCGACUUCUGCGAGAUGGCCGGUGCCAUCCGCGUCCGGGGGAGCACGUCGGAGGUCUUCAUCGUGACCCCUCGCCGUGGCGCCACCGCGGGGGACGUGGGCGCGAACGCGACAUGGAUCGCCGCCAACGCGACGAGCUGGAAGAUGAAGCCGUACACACGCAAGGGGGAGUCCCGCAUCAUGAACGGCAUCACGGAGUUCACCGUCCGGCUGGCGGCAGCCGACGAGGCGCCCGCGUGCGACGUGAUGCACGAGGACGUUCCGGCCGUGCUCUACUCCAACGGCGGCUACUGCGGCAACUACUACCACGACUUCAACGACAACAUCGUGCCGCUCUUCAUCACGACGCGGCACCUCGGGCGCGAGGUGCAGCUGCUGGUGACGCAGAAGCAGGCGUGGUGGUUCCGCAAGUACGGCGAGAUCGUGGACGGGCUGACGAGGCACGAGGCGGUGGACAUCGACGGCGACGAGCGCGUGCACUGCUACCGGCGUGUGACGGUCGGACUCAGGAGCCACAAGGACAUGAGCAUCGACCCGCGCCGCUCGCCCAACAACCUGUCCAUGGUGGACUUCAAGCGGUUCCUCAUGUGGCGAUACUCGCUGCCGCGGGAGCACGCCAUCCGGACGGAGGAGGACGACGGAGAGGAGAGGAGGCGGCCGCGGCUGCUGAUCAUCACGCGGCGGUCGAAGCGGCGGUUCAUGAACCUGGACGAGAUCGUGGCCGCGGCGGAGGAGGUCGGGUUCGAGGUGACGGCGUCGGACCUGAUGCCAAAGAAGGGCGCCCCGGGCGAGGUGGUGGUCGGGGACGGCGGGCAGGCGCGGAUGGCCGACGCGUCGGCGACGGUGAACGCGUUCGACGCGAUGCUGGCGGUGCACGGGUCCGGGCUGACCAACCUGGUGUUCCUGCCGAUGAACGCGGUGGUGGUGCAGGUGGUGCCGCUGGGGCGGAUGGAGACGCUGGCCAUGGACGAGUACGGCGUGCCGCCGAGGGACAUGAACAUGAGGUACCUGCAGUACAACAUCACGGCGGAGGAGAGCACGCUGUCGGAGCUGUACCCGAGGGGGCACCCGGUGUUCCUGAACCCGGGCCCCAUCCACGAUCAGAGCUGGUCGCUCGUCAAGGAGAUCUACCUCGGCAAGCAGGACGUCCGCCUCGACAUCGCCAGGUUCCGGCCCGUCCUCCAGAAGGCGCUCGACCUCCUCCGCUGACUGUCACAGAUGUGACACUGACAUGACAACCGGCGCCGGCCGGCCGACCGUGAUAGCAACAAGGACGACGGCGACCGAAGCAUGCAAUCGAGUCGACGACAAGUACAUUACACACACACACACAUACAUAAGCCAGCCUUUAUUUUGUUCUUCUUCUUGUUCUUUUCUGAGAUUGAAAAUGAAAUUAGCGGUGUAUAAUACAGUUGAUCAUAGGACAUCAGAGUGGCGACGGUUUUUGCAUGUUAGUUUAGUCUUUGUUACGGAAUCGCCACAGGCGUACGUCGCUGGUUUGAGCUUCUGUCAGGCUGCUAAGCCCCAAUAGCAACAAGAACAAGACAACAUCAUGUGAGGCAU
Lolium rigidum is the source of this 2086-nucleotide messenger RNA. Its product is annotated as beta-1,2-xylosyltransferase XYXT1-like. Gene Ontology annotation, cellular component: Golgi membrane. Gene Ontology annotation, molecular function: UDP-xylosyltransferase activity. The record is from RefSeq and is a predicted model, not a curated record. Gene Ontology annotation, biological process: plant-type cell wall organization. Bases 311 to 1732 code for a protein of 473 amino acids. The transcript has 3 exons. Lineage: Eukaryota; Viridiplantae; Streptophyta; Magnoliopsida; Poales; Poaceae.